UUAAAACAGAAAAAACAAGUCGCAACGGUGUUCGUCUUCGUGUUACAUUUGAGAAAAAUGUUGUUAUUGCUGGAAAUAAUGUUUUCUUCCAUGUUGAUUUAAUUAAUCCAAAAGACAGAUUGAUACGCCAUGUAUCGCUUGUUCUUACUCAAUAUGUUGAAUGCGAUUCUCGAGAAAAAACUUUUAAUAUCAUCAAACAAGAUUUAGAUCAUAUUAAAUCACUGAAGCAUAAGAGUAUUAAUAGAAACUUUCAAAUACAUAUACCAUCAACAACUCCAGUGACAUUUAAUUUUGGUAAUUCGAUUGCUAACUAUUAUAAACUUCAUUUUGAAGUUCAUCUUCGUGGAAUAUUAACCAAUAUUAAACUUGAAGUUCCUAUUAUUGUCAUGGAUUUAAUACCAGAAACAAACGAUAAUGAGGAUGAUCAGUAA
Molecule: messenger RNA, 431 nt
Organism: Adineta steineri
Lineage: Eukaryota; Metazoa; Rotifera; Eurotatoria; Adinetida; Adinetidae
Source: the annotation of a GenBank genome assembly